Rhagoletis pomonella (apple maggot) is the source of this 1705-nucleotide messenger RNA. RefSeq lists its product as uncharacterized. Gene Ontology annotation, biological process: apoptotic DNA fragmentation. The record is from RefSeq and is a predicted model, not a curated record. Gene Ontology annotation, molecular function: RNA endonuclease activity; nucleic acid binding; single-stranded DNA endonuclease activity. Gene Ontology annotation, cellular component: nucleus; mitochondrial inner membrane. Lineage: Eukaryota; Metazoa; Arthropoda; Insecta; Diptera; Tephritidae. The transcript has 4 exons. The coding region runs from base 1 to 1572 and encodes 523 amino acids.
AUGUCUAAAGUGGGCGCCAACCGACACAGCCAGUUCCGCGGCAAAGCAACAGCGGCGGCUAAAACGCGCUACAAAGUCGUGCAUAUUGAUGAAAAUGGGAAUAGUAAUGGGGGAAAUGGUAAUGGGAAUGGCGAUGGCAAUGGUAGUGGUAAUUGUAAUGUUAAAGGCAAUGGUAAUGGUAAAGUUAAUGGUAAUGGUUUGUUAUGUUAUAGUUAUGUUUAUGGUAAUGGUAAUAGCAAUGUUAAUGAUAAUAGUAGUGGUAAGCAAAACCGUAAUGUUAAUGGUAAUAGAAAUCAUAGUGGCAAUGGGAAUAGUAAUGGUGGUAAUGCUAACAAUAAUGAUAAUGGUAAUGGUGAUGGCAAUAGGAAUAAUAAUAGUGCUUUACCAUGCUCUAUUGAUAUUCGACGGGACUUGCCCAUGUCCAACCAAUCCCAACCGCUGUAUCUGAAACCAAAGUCAUCCGAGUACUGGCAUCCAAACACCGAAGGUUAUCUUCAAGUGCCACACGGUCGUUGUAUUGAGCUCGUAUGCACCGGCCCUUUUGCCAACGUGACCGUUGAGAAUGGCACACAAAGUUUAAACUUAGAACCGCAUAUACGCACCAUCUGCCCACGCUGCUUGCGAGGCACCACUUUCCUGCUGAACGAUGGCCAAUAUGAGUUUCGCCAUUUUGUUUGCGCGCAGAAGGUGAAAUAUACCGUUGAGCGGACAACGCAGGGCUGUGCAAAUAAUACUGCCGAAACAUAUCGCAUCGGUUACAAUUUGACCGAUGGACGCUUUGUUCAAACCCUGCUCGCGUGUUACGAUAUCGCACAAAUACGUACACAUUACACAGAAUUCGUUCUUGAUUCUGCCAACGCGCGCUUUCAAACCGGUGUGAAGCGUUCGAGAUUCUCGAAGGUCGGUUACUUUAAAAUGGAUAUGAAUUACUUGUACUCGCAAAAAAAUCAACAUGCGCAAGCUGCAAAAGUGCACGGCAGCACGGAAAUAGCAAUGACAUAUUUCGAUUCGAAAUUAAAGUAUUUGUCACGUGGUCAUCUGACUGCUAAAGCGGAUAAAAUCUAUGCGACGGAGCAGCAAACCACAUUCAAUUUCUUCAACGUGGCGGCACAGUGGCAGCCAUUCAAUGGCGUCAGUUGGGCAAAGAUGGAGGACAAAAUGCGUCAAUAUUUAGCUGAGAAUCAGCGAACUGCGACUUGCUACAGUGGCACAUACGGCACAAUGCACUUUACGCGUGCAAGUGAUAAUAUGAGCGUGCCAUUUUUCCUGGCGCAGGAUGAGAAUAAUAAUGACGUGAUUGCAGUACCCCAGCAGUUCUACCGCAUCUGUACUGUUGGAAGCAACGUGGGCUUAGCUAUUUUAGGAGUUAAUAAUAUACAUGCAACUUUAGAUGAAAUAGUUAAGUAUUUACUGUGCGAUGAUGUAAGUGAGCAGGUGCCUUGGUUGAGUUGGAUAAAGAAUGAACAGCUUUUAGAGUAUGGCUAUUUAUAUGCAUGUCGGGUGUCCGAACUCGUAAAGAUGGUGCCGGAAUUGCCUGCUCAUUUGAGCGGGAUUACAGAGUUGUUAAUAUAGUAGGUUAAUAUGGUAGGUUAAGUGCAGCUCGUACACUUAGUAAUUUAAUAGGAAGUAUAAGAUCAGAGACUUAUUUUUUUGAGUAGCAAAUUGAAACUAGUACUAUUGUCUAAAUUAAUUUAUUAAUCGUAAU